CUUCAUUUACAUACAACAUACUCAUCUGGCACUGCUCAGACAAGAGACUGAAUAUAUACGUCACUAAUAUCAGCAUUUUCGUUCGAGUUCCAUCUUUGUGGCAGACAUCAUUUGCCCUACUCGGCACACAAGCAUUGCACUGCUAAAGCACUUGCAUUGCCAGGCAAAAUCAUUGCCAUGGUUCGAGCGAUCAAUCUUAUGCCACCUGCAGGGCGGCGGGUGCCUGGAAGCAAGUCCAGAGAAAGUUACCCCUCUCCACUUCAAAAUUACUUUCCAAACACAACACACUCUGGCUUCGUGACCACAUCACGAGAGUUGGUCAUCUUUCCUGAAUCCUGUACCACAUCCUUUUCCCCUUCUCUCCACUCUCAUUAUUCCCCGUCUGCCCACUCCUCACGCAAUCAACAGAGCACACAACGAGAACAGACCAAACCCUAUCAUUUUCAAGUUUCUUUACUCGACAGGGUAUUUUGUUCCUAUCCUACACUUCUACUUCAAAUAUUACAUCUUCUUACCUUCAAGAUGGUUCGUACCUUGCACAUGAGCCACCGCCACCCCUUGACCGUGGACAUGUUCGAGAGGAACGACUAUCUGCGUUUCGACCUCGAGCACCCCCAACAGGCUGUGAUCGUACCUACAAAAUACAACAGCCGUGCCAAGAUGGAGAGAGAUGUCGACGAGAUCGUCGCCAAGAUGAAGGAAAGUCGCGAGCGUUUCGGGGUCAUGGGGCGAGACAAGAUCCUUAACCAUGGACAUGUCAGAUCCACCAUCUCGACCGCCACCAACCUCGUGGACUCCAUGCAAAUCAUCGUCAAGAGGUAUUACUUCGACAGAGAAGAGGGAUUGCGCAUAAAGCAGCAGCGCGAGUAUGCUGCUAUUGAAGAUGCUGGCAUGUCCAAGCCUUUUAAGCAUGCUGCAAUUGCUAUUCGCUACAACAUGGACCUCCGCGAGAAGUGGUUCGCUUUCAAGAUGUCUCAACGCGGCCGUCAGCUCGAGGACGGUCUAGAGAAGCUCAAGCGCUACAGUGCUGAGGCACUGUUCGUUUCUAAUGGAAACGAACCGCAUUGGGGAUCAACCCUCACCUGAGACCCUCUGCCGCUUCAAGAUAUCCGACACAGACGCCCAUCUACCUAUGGCCUAGAGCCCACUGGAAAUUUGUCUGUUCAGAUAUAUCCAGCUUGAAGUAAGUCUAAUCGUGUCUGUUGCCUCUUCUUCAUACUUAUUCCAUCCAGGGAUCUCACUUGCGGGAUCUAUUGAGAAUGAACAUUUUGGGAGCAUAUCGAACAGGGACUACGACAAUGGAUUUCGUACUGUAUACCAUAGGCGUUUGACGACAGACCCAUGGAUUUUAAUUAAUUGGAGGGAUCGGCACGGGUACGCACAGUAAUGGUUAUUUUGGAGUUGCUAUGCGUUUGUUUGUGUUUACAUCUCAAGGGAAUCAACGUUACCAGUAGUAUUUGUUGCUACGGCACUGGUACAGCUACGCAUUACGGAUUACGAUUUACGGAAUAUUCAUCAGGGACAUGAGAAAUACUAUGAAGGGCAUCGAUGUUAAUAC
Molecule: messenger RNA, 1558 nt
Organism: Fusarium redolens
Lineage: Eukaryota; Fungi; Ascomycota; Sordariomycetes; Hypocreales; Nectriaceae
Exons: 2
Coding region: 178-1086 (302 amino acids)
Source: RefSeq, a predicted model, not a curated record